Sparassis crispa is the source of this 825-nucleotide messenger RNA. RefSeq lists its product as hypothetical. The coding region runs from base 1 to 825 and encodes 274 amino acids. NCBI's taxonomy places the organism in Eukaryota, Fungi, Basidiomycota, Agaricomycetes, Polyporales, Sparassidaceae. The transcript is spliced from 6 exons. The record is from RefSeq and is a predicted model, not a curated record.
AUGCUUGUGCUGGCGCUCAUGGUUCCUCGUCUUCUCCAUUAUCCUGAGAAAUUUCGAGAUCUUCGAUGGGAGAACAGGGAGCGUUCUCACCAGGCGAAGGUGGCACGAUCUACUAGUCCAAAGCGCUACUGCGGCUCUGACUUUCCUAUCGGAACUUUCGUCGCCAGUUUCCUUGGCGUGGCGCCUGCUGUCCUUGUCGGCAUUUCUAAUCGCACUAGCGUUCAGUUUGCGUGGCCACCGAAUAUUACUGGUGUCGAACGUAUCGUUCUGUCUGCUCAUGGAGACCUCCAAAGACUCCUCAGCGCAUUUUUCUCCCGGUCGAUCAAUGUCGCACUUAUAUACUCGCACACUACUGUCGAGGACCCGUCUGGCGUUUCUACGUCAUAUCCACCGUCGCUUUCUGCACUUCCCCAUCCCUCUCCCACCGCCCCUCUUGUCCAACAGCGGCAGGUGCAUCUCCUGUGCGGAAGCAGCGUUGUGUGCGUCGCUACGUCUACGGUGCGUGUCACUGCUGCGGCACCUGCACAACUAUUCUUCGGCCAGAAGUACGCUAUCGGACAAGUCUUCCGGAAGAUGGGAUGCAUCCCAGAAUUCGAGCUCGUCGAAGCUGGCGUCGAUGGCCUCGGUGGACCAGGAUCCCUCUGGCGGAAGUACAAGCUGUAUACCGAGGGCUUCGCGUGCGAGAUUUUGGAAGUUUUUCCGAACAGAGAUAUGUUCGUGCGCGGAGAAGCAUGGCUGAACGAUAAACUUACUGCGUCUGCUUCGCCAAGAUUCGAGUUUGCGAGGGAGGACAUAACGUCGGAGGAAGUUAUGGUCAGGAACUGA